This is a messenger RNA of Diorhabda carinulata, 1086 nucleotides long. Its product is annotated as zinc finger BED domain-containing protein 5-like. The record is from RefSeq and is a predicted model, not a curated record. The coding region runs from base 1 to 1086 and encodes 361 amino acids. The transcript has a single exon. Lineage: Eukaryota; Metazoa; Arthropoda; Insecta; Coleoptera; Chrysomelidae.
AUGAUGCAAGUAACCCAAACUAUCAAUGAAAAGGUCACAAAGGCAUCAUAUUUAGUUAGCUAUCGCAUUGCACAAGAAGGUGAAGCGCACACUAUCGCUAAGAUUUUAAUAAAACCAUGUGUGUUAGAUAUAACAAAAUGUAUGCUCGAUGAAAAAUCUGCAAAGCAUCUUUCUACUGUGCCACUAUCAAACGAUACUGUUUCACGUCGAAUUCAUGAUCUGGCAAGCUACUUCAAACAAGAGCUAGUUACACGUCUACAAAAAACACGAUUCGUCUUGCAAAUGGAUGAGUCUACUGAUGUCGCUGGUCUGGCUAUCUUGCUGGUUAUCGUGAGAUAUCCAUAUGAAAGUUCUUUUGAAGAAGACAUGCUUAUGUGUUCACCGUUGCCCACAAACACUACCGGAGAAGAAAUUUUUACUAAAAUAAAUAUAUUUUUUGAAGAAAAUAAUCUCAGUUGGAACGAUUGCAUUGACAUUUGUACAGAUGGGGCCAAGGCAAUGACGGGUAAAACAGCAGGAGUCGUGUCACGAAUACAAAAAAAAGCACCUAAUUGUGGUUCCAGUCAUUGUCUCCUGCAUAGACAAACACUAGCAAUGAAGCAAAUGCCAUCAAACCUAAAACUAGUAAUGGAUGAAGCGGUACAAAUUAUUAAUUUUAUCAAAUCACGACCACUACAAUCCCGAUUGUUCUCAUUAUUGUGUGAAGAUUAUGGUAGCAAACAUAAAACACUGCUGCUCCAUACAGAAGUGCGACGGCUGUCUCGGGGUAAAACUUUAACAAGGCUAUUUGAACUUAAAGCCGAGUUACAAAUGUUCUUUUCAGAUACUUCUUUUAGUUUGAAAGACCGUUUGUAUGAUAAAACUUGGUUGUUCCGACUGUCUUUCAUGGCGGAUAUCUUUCAAAAACUGAACGAAUUAAAUUUAUCAUUGCAAGGUAAACAGACAACAGUGUUCCAGGCCUGUAACAAAAUAACUGCCUUUAAAAGAAAAUUAGAUUUUUGGAUUAUUUGCGUUAGUAAGAGAGAAAUAAAAAUCUUUACGUUACUCAGUGAGUUUGUUAGCGAUAACGACUCAGAAAUGUUUUAA